Protomyces lactucae-debilis is the source of this 321-nucleotide messenger RNA. Its product is annotated as TAFII28-like protein. The coding region runs from base 1 to 321 and encodes 106 amino acids. Gene Ontology annotation, cellular component: transcription factor TFIID complex; nucleus. The transcript has a single exon. The record is from RefSeq and is a predicted model, not a curated record. NCBI's taxonomy places the organism in Eukaryota, Fungi, Ascomycota, Taphrinomycetes, Taphrinales, Protomycetaceae. Gene Ontology annotation, biological process: transcription initiation at RNA polymerase II promoter; RNA polymerase II preinitiation complex assembly. Gene Ontology annotation, molecular function: protein heterodimerization activity; transcription coactivator activity.
AUGCGGAUACUACUCGAGAGCUUUGAUGAGCAGCAGAUGGCGCGCUAUGAAGUCUUCCGACGUGUGGGACUCAAUAAGAAUGCCGUCAAGCGGCUUGCGAACCAUGUUCUGAAUCAGUCGGUCACGCAGAACGUCGCUGUGGUCAUUGCCGGUGCGAGCAAGGUGUUUGUUGGUGAGCUGGUGGAGCGUGCAAGAGCAGUACAGAAGCUACGAGGGGAGACGGGGCCCGUGUCGCCUGAUUGUCUACGGGAGGCGUAUCGACAGUACAAGCUGACGGGCCUUGUACCGCAGAGCAAACCGCCGAAGCGCCUGUUCCGGUAG